AAUUACUAUCCCGUGGUCGCAUUAGCGUAGCUCUGUUAUCACUGCAAGCUGUAAAAUGAGGAUCACGGUUAUGCUGUCCCUCGUCAUCGGGGCGUGCCUUUCUUCCUUGAUGUUUGUUUAUGGUGACGGCCACGAUUAUGAUCACAAUUAUCAUCACCAUUCCUCCUCCAGUAGUUACUGUAAUCGUGAUUCCGACUGUACUGGCUGCCAUAGUUACCAGUCUGGCCAUUGUUCCAAUAAUCACUGUACCUGCAUAGAUGCCAAAACUCAUUGCGAAGUAGAUGCUGACUGCCUCAACCUCUGUCCAAAAGAAACUCCUUUUCAACACUGCAGACAUUAUAAUUUUCUACUCCUUUAUUGGACUGACUGUGAUUGCAAAGCCUGCUUUGAAGAUACAGAUUGCACCUGUACAGGGGAAACCAUGCCUCAUUGCAGCCACAGCCAGGGCGGUAGCGCCUGUCACUGCUUGUCUACAAUAGCCCCAACAACUGAACCACCACCGACAACACCUACGACAACAACAGCUACGACAACAAUACGCAAGUUAUUCUUUCCUAUUUAUCUUUAUAUCUCAAACUUCCAAAAGUCGUAAAAUAUGUACUAGUAGUCAGUAAAAUGCUAAACAAAACAUGAAAUAUAAAUAGAAAGAAAAAACAAGCAAAAUUUAACGAAACAAAAUAAAUCGAGAUAAAAUAUACCGUAUAUCAUGUCAUAAUUCAACAGAUUUAUUAGCGUUUAAUUAACUUCUUACUAAUUCAUUCUCCACUCAACGUCUUUAUCUUAUUUUCAGCUUCAACAACUGAAACUACGACAACAACAGCUACGACAACAAUACGCAAGUUAUUCUUUUUUAUAUAUUUGUUAUAGCUCAAACUUCCAAAAUCGUAAAAUAUGUACUUGUAAUGCUAGGAACCAGUAAAGUGCUAAAAUAAAAGAUAAAACGAAUUCGAACAAAAUUUACUAUAACGAAACGAAAUAAAUCGACAUGAAAUAUAACCUAAAUCAUAUCAUAAUUCUACAGACUUAUUAGCGUUUAAUUAACUUCUUACGAAUUCAUUCUCCACUCAACGUCUAUAUCUUAUUUUCAGCUUCAACAACUGAA
Ostrea edulis (European flat oyster) is the source of this 1102-nucleotide messenger RNA. RefSeq lists its product as uncharacterized. The transcript has 11 exons. The record is from RefSeq and is a predicted model, not a curated record. Bases 56 to 592 code for a protein of 178 amino acids. NCBI's taxonomy places the organism in Eukaryota, Metazoa, Mollusca, Bivalvia, Ostreida, Ostreidae.